Messenger RNA from Sparassis crispa, 1137 nucleotides. RefSeq lists its product as hypothetical. Lineage: Eukaryota; Fungi; Basidiomycota; Agaricomycetes; Polyporales; Sparassidaceae. Gene Ontology annotation, molecular function: tocopherol cyclase activity. The coding region runs from base 1 to 1137 and encodes 378 amino acids. The record is from RefSeq and is a predicted model, not a curated record. The transcript has a single exon.
AUGAACCUGCAGACUGUACUCACCUCCCCACUUGCGCUGUGGAAAACUCUAUUCGUUUCUAUUUUCCCGGAAUCACCUCUGGUUCACCAGCAAGAUCACUUUGCUCCCCAUCCACCCUCGGGAUUUGAAGGCUACUAUUCUCGUACGCUUCUGGACAAUGGAGGGACGCUGGCCAUCAUCUUCUGCUGGGUGAAAGACGCGAAAAGUCGCGGGGACAUGGUGUAUGUGUCUUACCACCCCACCGAGGCAGGCGGUAUCUCUGAGUUUCAGCAUGUGUUCUUUGUUGAUUGCAUCAAUGCUCAAGUCGAUCACUACACUCCGAACCAACCACUUUCUUUCACCCUCCGUGCACCCAGCAUUGGAUCUCUCGAGGUUACGCCUAGGUCUAUGAACUACGCCAUCUCCGUUUCUAAUUGUCAGCUUGACCUUACCCUAUCUCUCGAUAAUCCUACUCCUUGGUCGAAAUCACGUCCCUUGGAGGGUCCUAUGGGCCCAUUCACUCACCUUUCACAUCUAUUGCCACUUAACUGGACUGUGCACUCCAUUUCCAGCACCGCUAAGCUCACCCUCACGUAUUCUGGACAGACUCAUUCAGUAAGCGGUGUCACGCACAUGGAGAAAAACUGGGGCACAUCAUUUCCUGAGGGCUGGAUCUGGGGUCAGUCGUUCAGCACGGCUGCGAGGAGCUUCUGUCUUGCUGGCGGAGCAGCGCUGCCUGGAGUGCAUGCAUAUUUGGUUGGGUACCGCUCUGCUGCAUGCAACUGGGACUUCAGACCGCCAUUCACAGUCUCUAUCGGGCUUAUCUCACCAUUCAUAAUCAUCAAGCACGACAGCCGGAAGGGCACUGUUGACAUGGAGCUGCGCACAUUCACAAGGAAGCUGGUCGUCAGAAUGGACGCGCCAAUCGACUCAUUCCUCCCCUUUCCCGCACCGCUGAAGGAGGGGCAUCGGUCGGGGUAUGCAUACGAGAGCUUCAAGGCGCGGACGUGGGUGGAAGCGUGGAGUCGGCGCUGGCCAUGGCAGAACUGGAAGCUGAUUGAGAAAGGAUUCUGCGGGAUGACCGAGGACGGUACGCCUUGUUCUGCACUCGAGUUUGGCGGCUCCUUCUGCCAUCUGUCGACUGCACCUUCUUCCUAA